AAGAGCCGUAACACCUUUUGUUCUUUGGACUCUACGGAAAUUUGCUCUGCAUGCUGCCAGCAAGGGGGAACUAUACUAAGCCUCCUCCUGCCUCCCCCUCCUCCUCACUACUGAACAAUAUCCUCUUCUAAACCCAAACAACCCCCCCAAAAUUUUCCUGUUAUCUUCUUGGUUUUAUUUGUGCCUCACACACAAACCCUGUGGAUGGUCGCGUCGGCAGAUGGUCCUCAGUUGCUGAGACGGGAGUAAGAAGGUGAAGUCCUGGCUGGUCAUGGGAUGCUGCAGCGUGACUCAGAGGCAUACAGGAGUGGAUGAAGUUGGUCCAGAUGAGAUCGAACUGCUGGAACUCUCUGGAGAUAAUUUGGGUGUAUGGAGUCUGAGCGAAAACAGAGUCCAGCUUUCUGUGAGGACCAGCAGAGAUGAGCACCAGCUCCCACCACAGCUGCCAAGCAAAGCCUCAGUACGACUCCAGGAGCAGGAGGUGGUGCUGUGGGGCAGGACCAGAGAUGAGCUCCACCACAGGAUUUUCUCUCAGCAGCCAAUCAGGGGCUGGGAGGGCCAACCUGCUCAUAUUUAUGGAGAGGUCAUCUAUUCCUCUCUGGUGUCACUCUAUACCAGCUACACACAGGAAACCAGUGAACGGUUCCUGUUGUUGUUCUCUUUUCACCUUCUGAUCCUGUCAUUGGACCACUCCAGAGAAGACUUCAUAUAUGAGGGUAUUCUUCCUGUUUCUGGGCUGUCUCUCCGAGCUGUAUCGCUGGAGCCGGAAGUGUCCCAUUCACCACACAUGUUUGAGAUCAGCAGUCCAAUGAUGGACUCGAAGGUGUUUAUGUGUGCCAGUGCUGCAGAGUUAAAGAGGUGGAUGCAGAACAUAGAGGACAGGAGAUACAAGUCCAUGAUGCAACCCAUGAGUCCCUCCCACUGUGCUCUUUCUUAUCUUUUGCCUUGUGAUGAACAUUGGAAAAGAGAGGAGCUGAAAAAAUACUUGCUGCAGGCUCCCAUAUGGAACUGGGAGGGCUCGCCUAUACAGCACAUGGGUCAGCCAGGAUACAUCUCUAUUGUUCACAUCAUCAACACUCAAAGACAGGGUCUCCAGGAGAGGCUGAUGGUUCUCUUUCCUCAUGAUGUUCUGCUGCUUUCUGUGGACAGCAAGCGGCUAAAUGUAAAGUAUGAGGGCAGGCUGGCUCGACACAGCAUCAAAGCAGUGGAGCGCUCAGCUCUUCCUGGACGGCUGGAGUUUGAUCUGAGAGGGGAGCUGGUGGAGCCACUGCAAGUCUCCUGCACCUGUGAGGAGGAUUACCAGACCUGGAUUUUCCAUCUGCAGCAGCCAGACAGAGACAGCCACAUUUUUCUGAGUCAGCCACCUCCUCCGUUAGUGCCCAAGCUGCAGAGAAGCGGGAAGGAGUUCCAUGAUCCCAGCCUAUCAGACGCCCAGUAUCACAUCAACAGCUGGGGCUGACCUGCCGCACUCAGGAGAAUCUUUAUUAAUCCGCUGUAAAUAUAAAUUCAAACCGACAUGUAGAUAAAGUAUUUAUUACUUUGAUGUGUGCCAAAACAUGGUGGCAUGGUGGCUGGAAAAUUAUUCUGGCUGAUAAUUUCUUAGAACCGGAAAGGAAACCAGGCCAUGACCCGGUUUAGAGCAGAACAUAGCUGCAGAGAUGUUAGAUACACUGAUAAAAAAAGCUAGGACUGGAGAAGUUGUACAUACCUGUAUGUAGAGCUUUACUAAUAAAGAUUUUUUUAAAUGAA
Cyprinodon tularosa is the source of this 1749-nucleotide messenger RNA. RefSeq lists its product as uncharacterized. The record is from RefSeq and is a predicted model, not a curated record. Bases 272 to 1459 code for a protein of 395 amino acids. Lineage: Eukaryota; Metazoa; Chordata; Actinopteri; Cyprinodontiformes; Cyprinodontidae. The transcript has 11 exons.